AUGGCGGGGCUUCGCCCCCUGACGCCGCUGCUUAUUAAGGCUCCGAUGCUACCUGACGGUGCAGACGCGAGCGAGGUUCCAGACGGUAUACUACCUGGCACUUCUCGCUCGCCAGCAGAGCAAAUCAAAAUGAGGACGAUCUUUUUCCUGGCGUUGGCCGCACUGGCCACCGCUGAGCCAGGGCAAAGCGACGUCGACGACGUAAACGCGCCACUGGAUGGCGAUGUCCAUAACCGGGUCAAGAGAGACAUAGGAUACGACCCCGAUGGCUACGGCCCCAACAUCAACGUGGAUAUGGAGAUCAACGCUGGACCCAAUGCUCACGUAGCCAUUGACGUUGACGUCAACAUUGGGAAGAAUUGGUUAGCACGUUUUUGUUUGUUUUUUCUGGCACUUUUGGAAGGUUGUCUGCCUCUGUUUAUUUAUUAACCACAAUUAUCCUCAUCACUUGGAAUCACUUGGAAGUUAGCUUAGCUCGAUAGCUCGAGGUACCAGCUGUUGCAUUCAACGCAGUUCUUGCAAGAGGAACCCUUCGCGAAUGUCGGCGGGAGUUUUUAAGAGCAGACGACACAGGACCCCGAGGCCGCCGCCCCCACGGCACAGCGCAGUUAUGCGUGUCCUUUAUUGACGGUGCUGUGUAUAACUAAGAAUUGUCAUUUGCAGGGCUUCGUUGUGAUGAUAAAAGAGUCAUUUACUUCUCAGUGGUAUUUUUGUACAAAUAAAGGUUUGAAAUCGCG
Penaeus vannamei (Pacific white shrimp) is the source of this 737-nucleotide messenger RNA. RefSeq lists its product as uncharacterized. The record is from RefSeq and is a predicted model, not a curated record. Lineage: Eukaryota; Metazoa; Arthropoda; Malacostraca; Decapoda; Penaeidae.